Molecule: messenger RNA, 2875 nt
Organism: Anopheles coustani
Lineage: Eukaryota; Metazoa; Arthropoda; Insecta; Diptera; Culicidae
Gene: ric8a
Product: synembryn
Exons: 4
Coding region: 195-1829 (544 amino acids)
Biological process (GO): G protein-coupled receptor signaling pathway
Cellular component (GO): cytoplasm
Molecular function (GO): guanyl-nucleotide exchange factor activity; G-protein alpha-subunit binding
Source: RefSeq, a predicted model, not a curated record
UUUUGGAUGGAAAAUUUUGUUUGCGGUGGAAAACAACAUAAAUUCUGCAACUAUCGUCGGUCGCGGUCAGUGUUUCUGCAGGUGCCGGUGAAAGCUUACAAGUGUUGCAACCGAAAAUUAAUCCAGUUAGUUAACCAGUGCCGGCCACAAACCUUUGCUAGGGCAAGCCCCAACAAGAGAGCAAGUACAAAACAAUGGAUGCAGACGGCUUAAGAUGUUUGCUCAGUGGAGAUUAUGGGCUGGUGGAGGAAGCGUUGAAUAAAUUCAACAAACAGAAUUCCCAGGUGUUCAACUUCAUGCAUUUCACCAGCACGGGCCAAUGGGUGCUAAUUUGGAACAAGCUAUUUGCGUACCUGGCCGAUCCGGGAAUGCCGCAUCGCGUUGGGUGCCUGAUGGCGAUUAAAGUGCUCAGUCGGGACAAAACGUAUCUGAAUGAAACGGUGACGGUGGAACAGCUCGACUUGCUGCUCCAGCUGGCCGGUAUUGGCACGCUGGACACGUGUGAGGCCACGCAAGAGGUGCAGGUUGAGGCCCUGAAAUGUCUCAGUAACAUGAUAUUCCAAAGCACCAAGUGUCAGGAGAUGUGUCUGAGCAAUGCUUCCACCGAGGGCAUCAUCAGGCGCGUCAAAAUGUACAAGGAAGCACCAUACGGGUAUGACAUAAAAUAUUUCGACAUGAAGCUACUGUUUCUGCUGACAGCGAUCAAUUGUGAUAUUCGAGCCAAAGUGCGAGAUCAGUUGCACGGUCUGGUGUAUCUCGUCGAGACGUUGGAUCUGUUCAUGGGUCAAGCGGCAACAUUUAAAGAGUUUAGCGAUAAAGAUUUGGAUCUGAUCAACGAGGUACUGAAGGUACUCUUCAAUCUCACCGUUCGCACAUCGGACAACCUCGUUCCGGAGGAGGAAGAAGCGACGCAAUUCCACCGGCUCGUCACCGUGCUUCAUGAUCUGUUCUUCUAUCGCACGCUGAACCGCGACAAGAUCGUCUCACUGCACUCGAACAUCGUCAACCUGCUGACGAGCGUCCCGGUCAGUUGCUACGUCGAGCUGGUGACAUCGCUUAGCGCCAAAUGCGACAGUCCUCCGGCGCGCGGUGGCGACGACCCGAUGGUGAUCGUGCCGUUCGAGAGCAAAAACAUGUACGUGCUGCACGUGCUGGUGGAGUUUUUACGCAAGAACUUCCAGAAGGCGGAGAAAAAGUCCGACCAGUACGAGCUGCUCUCCCCGAUCCUGACCGUGCUGAUCAAGGCGAUCCGAGCCGAUGCAAUCAACCGCCGCUACAUUCGCUCGGUCGUCCUACCUCCGUUAAGGGAUGUACGUGAUCGGCCGGAGAUUGGGAAGGAGCUACGUAACUACCUGUGCUCGCUGCUGACCAGCCCCUGCACCCAAAUUGCCGACCUUUCGGCGGAGCUCCUGUUUGUCCUGUGCAAGGAGAACGUCGGGCGGAUGAUCAAGUACACGGGGUACGGUAAUGCGGCCGGGUUGUUCGCGAACCGCGGGCUUCUCGGUGGCCGAACGGCGAAGGGAUGCGAGCAGUAUUCAUCGGACAGCGAGGACAGCGACACCGAAGAGUACAAACAGCUGCAGCACGCCAUCAACCCGGUGCUCGGGUGUUACGAACCACCGAAACCGAACCCGCUGGAGGGAAUGUCCGAGGAGCGCAAAGAGUACGAGGCGAUGGAGCUGGUGAAGCUGAUGGAUAAACUGCAGCGUCAGGGUGUGAUACAACCGUGCAAAAUAGGCGAGGAUGGCCGACCGCAGGCCGUGGAACACAUUAUGGAGCUGCAGGAGGAAAUACCGGAACAACAGCGAGACCAUAAGCGAAAAACUUGAACAAACCGAAACUAGAAGCAAGCAGCUUCCCUAUCCUCCCCCCUCGAUAGCUUCCCGCAUUCCCGUAGCUCGUCGUAGUUCGAACGUCCGACAGGUGCGCCGAUGUGUGGUUUCAAAUUGCAGUAUUUUCAACUAUAUUGACGCUGGCGAAGUUGGCUGUGCGCGCGCUUACUCGAUUGGCGAAACUAACGGAACGUUAGGAGAGAAAAUGAAAAAAAAACCGCUGCCAAAUCUUGUUCGCUCCAACACCAUUCGUCGCAGCAAUCCACGAUGCGCGACGGAUGUUCAUCGUUUGCCAAAGUCUAUUUGCAGUUGCUAACAUUGAAAAUUGGCCACUCCAUUUUAUUGCAAUCGCUUCCUUCGUCAUAACCAAUCAAAGGAUAUCAUUAAAAGUGACCCAGUUGAGCGAUUUCUUGCUCAAUAUUCCAUUCCAAAGCCGGGACAAAACUGGCGAUACCGUCAAAAUUAAGAUUGUCCAAUUUUGAAUGUUAACGACAAUGCGACAUCUCCAUAGCGAUUAUUUAUAUUGUAGUAGGUACAAUUCUUUUUCCCUGCUCUGCUGUAUAGAACAUGUGGAUGAGAGAGCCUAGCUGUUGGUAUGUCUGUAUACUAUUUCUGUAUGUCCUGCUACCUUUGAAUCACUUAACUGAUUGGUACUAUCUAACUAAGCACCUCCGGGAUGGAACUUUCUUAAGCGUUCAAGCAUAAUCAAUGGCACCGUUUCGGAAAACGAACGCUUUCUUAUUCAAUACACAUAACACUCCACAUGUACACACCUCGAAAGGGAAGCAAAUGUUUGCAAAGUCUGCACAUUUGCUGCUAGUUGUUAUUUGUUGUUUUAGUUUUUAGUUUAAAUUUGCCUCGUGGCCUUCGUUGUUUUAUUUAACUUACUUAACUGUAGUCAUAGUGUUUUUGUUGUGCUUCGCUGUCCGUUUCGACUUCCCUAAAUGUUGUAGUCCUGUGAAUGUAUAUCGACGGAAACAAAUAUUGGAUCUCCAGCCAACUUCAGCCAAUAAAAUUUAACAUGAGAAGAAGCUACAAAACGA